AAGCAGUCGAACAGAUGGAUGUACCAAUCGUGCGAAGUGCAUAUCUACAAGCGAUCUAGCAGGAGUAUUUCAAUGAAAUAUAGCCCCGAGCAUAAGACAAAGGUAUUCGUGGCCAGUGAAAAGGUCGAUAACCAGCCCUCAAACAAACGGAUGUCCCAGCCAAUCGGAUGGAUAUAACGGCCAAUCGAACGGAUAUCACGGGCAAUCGAACGGAUAUUAUGGCCAGUCGAACGGAUAUCACAAACAAUCUAGCGGACAUCACAUACAAUCGGAUGGAUAUUACGGGCAACCGAACGGACACGGCAUCCAAUCGAACAGAUAUCACAUCCAACGAAACAGAUAUCACAUCCAAUCGAACAGAUAUCCCAGCCAAUCGAACGGGUUCCCCAGCCAAUCGGCCAGAGAGAUAUCUGCAAGCAUUUAAAAAAAAGAAACAUUUUCACAAAUGUUGCAACGCAGCCCACAACCCAAUCCACACAUGCGUUCCCAGGGGCGUUGUCACCCCGUCACCACGAGCCGGCGUCUGUUUGUCGUGCAGUAUACUGCGAGGCGAGUCCUCGCGCCCUUCUCUCCUCACUGGGGCCCAGUGCUGGAGGAACGCGCACAGUGGUUAUUACCCAUCGUGGAGCAAUAUUAGCAAGCCACGCAAGCCACGCAAGCCAGCGGCUAUCGGGAAAAUUUGCUAAAACACACGUGGGCUUGGGCAGCCGCCAUGCCAUGCGCCGGGCGCACAUAUUUGACAAGCGCCUCCCGGACCCAGUCACGAAUCCGGCCGCUGCUUCGUCUGGUGGCCGGGUGGCCCCGUGCG
Molecule: messenger RNA, 808 nt
Organism: Metschnikowia bicuspidata var. bicuspidata NRRL YB-4993
Lineage: Eukaryota; Fungi; Ascomycota; Pichiomycetes; Serinales; Metschnikowiaceae
Exons: 1
Coding region: 168-686 (172 amino acids)
Source: RefSeq, a predicted model, not a curated record